AUGCGUGGCGAGGUUAACCCGUGGUGGGGGAGUCGUAGCGAAAGCGAGUCCGAUAAGGGCCGUGGCAGUGAGACGGCGGGGGAUAAGCUUCGUCGUCGAGAGGGAAACAGCCCAGAUCAUCAGCUAAGGCCCCUAAGUGGUGACUCAGUGGGAAAGGAUGUGGAGUUGCGUAGACAACCAGGAGGUUGGCUUGGAAGCAGCCAUCCUUGA
Enterobius vermicularis (human pinworm) is the source of this 210-nucleotide messenger RNA. NCBI's taxonomy places the organism in Eukaryota, Metazoa, Nematoda, Chromadorea, Rhabditida, Oxyuridae. The record is from the annotation of a GenBank genome assembly.